AUGCAGAAUCUGAUAUUGACUCCACCUAAUAUCAGCAGUCCGGCCUUGAGCAACGUCUGUUCCAUCAACAACCUUGUGGGGGAUGGCUCGUCCAACCCGACGGCGUCGACAUCGAUGCGCGCGACGCCGGUGCUCCCGCCAGUCAAGGGCUUGUUGUUUCACAAUAACCAGCUCCCACCACCUGGUCCAUUUAACUAUGGGUCUAUGGCAAAUUCAGCGUUGCCACAUGGGUUGCCGGCCGGCGCGAAGUACGAGCAGAUGACGCCGCCGCCUUUAUUUCACUCGCGGUCGGUGCCGCCACAGAUGCCAUCGGCUCAACCGCAGGCGGCACAGCCCCAGCGUUUUGCAAAUCCGUUCGACCAGCUCUCGCAGCUGUUGACACACAUUGAAUCAUCCUCUUCUUCGAGCCUGAAAGUUAUAACAGGACAUCUGAUGGCAGAUAAAAUUAUCCGCGACAACGGAGACUAUUCGCUUCAGCUAAAGGAGAUAUUUGGUUCCCUCCGGGAAAUACAUCUGUCGUUGCUAAACUGGCCUAUGGUACAGUAUUCGCAGGAUAUCCCUAAUGGAGAGAUUAUGAGAGAACUAGUUUCCUUUAUCGAAUACAGGGACCUAGAGAAAUUGGACUUUUUGAUAGACAAAUUUAAGAGACAGUUAGACUUGGUUAAAUACUGGAAGGACAAAUUAGGACAUUUAUACGUUGAAAAGAUUGACAGUGGAACAUGGUGUUCCCCUGGAGAACGACUGAGGCAGGAAAAUGGGACGCCCAUACCCGUUAUACAUUCGGCUGCGGUAGGCUCAUCUGCAUCACGGUUGGCUAGCCCUUCCCCAAGCGUCAGUACAGGGCCGGGUGUGAUACAAGGCGGCUCGACAGCGACCAGUUCACGCUCGGUCUCAUUCUCCAUCCCGGCCGAAGAACGUGUUGGAUAUAUACCGGAACAUGUUGGAGAAUUCAGAAAUGAUUUCUUCCAAGAUUUGAUUGUUCCAAGUUGGUUCAUUGUGAUCAGAGAUCCAAAAACAAUGAACUGUUUACAAUGUGGAAGCCGUGACACAAGUGAAUGGCGCUCAGGACCGCUAGGAAGGAAGUCUAUGUGCAAUGCAUGCGGUAUCUGGUACAUGAAAUUAAAGCAGCGGUUUGGGGAGGAGGAUGCUGCGGUGAUUAUGGAAUACCGGAGAUUAACUAAUAGGCACGAUGAUCGCAGGGUGCCCAAGAAAUUUGAGGUCCCAUUGCCUGAGGUCGAAAAAGUGAAGAGAGCCAUAAGAGCUCGUGUUGUGGAGUAUUUGAAUGAUGUUGAAAUCCCGGUUAAAACGAGGAGGCGGGCGUUAUUACAUAAAGGCAAGCCGGGCAGUGCGUUAAAAACAGAGAUGAAAACCCCUGCCGCAUGA
Molecule: messenger RNA, 1383 nt
Organism: Eremothecium gossypii ATCC 10895
Lineage: Eukaryota; Fungi; Ascomycota; Saccharomycetes; Saccharomycetales; Saccharomycetaceae
Product: AAR174Wp
Exons: 1
Coding region: 1-1383 (460 amino acids)
Biological process (GO): regulation of DNA-templated transcription
Molecular function (GO): zinc ion binding; sequence-specific DNA binding
Source: RefSeq, marked provisional